AUGCCUUCCGGUUCAAAUUCUCCUUUUAUUGAGGAAGAAAAUGAUCAACUUGAAAAAGAUUUGAAAAACAAAGUUGGCCUUUUGAAAAAAGUAACAAUUGACAUUGGGCAUGAAGUUAGAGAACAGAACAAGUUACUGAAAGAAAUGGAUGAUGAUUUUGAUAAAUCAACUGGUUUCUUGAAAUCUACUAUGGCCAGAGUGAAGAAGAUAGCAAAAUCAGGACAUUUCUAUAUCUACAUCUAUCUCCUAUUAUUUGCUGCUUUUGUAUUUUUCGUUAUCUGGUUAAUCAUGAAAACUAGAUAA
Messenger RNA from Helobdella robusta, 303 nucleotides. RefSeq lists its product as hypothetical. The coding region runs from base 1 to 303 and encodes 100 amino acids. Lineage: Eukaryota; Metazoa; Annelida; Clitellata; Rhynchobdellida; Glossiphoniidae. Gene Ontology annotation, biological process: endoplasmic reticulum to Golgi vesicle-mediated transport; vesicle fusion with Golgi apparatus. Gene Ontology annotation, cellular component: Golgi trans cisterna; SNARE complex. Gene Ontology annotation, molecular function: SNAP receptor activity. The record is from RefSeq and is a predicted model, not a curated record. The transcript is spliced from 3 exons.